Empidonax traillii (willow flycatcher) is the source of this 1222-nucleotide messenger RNA. It is a transcript of the gene C1GALT1C1, whose product is annotated as C1GALT1 specific chaperone 1. The transcript has 2 exons. Gene Ontology annotation, molecular function: N-acetylgalactosaminide beta-1,3-galactosyltransferase activity. The record is from RefSeq and is a predicted model, not a curated record. The coding region runs from base 49 to 1005 and encodes 318 amino acids. NCBI's taxonomy places the organism in Eukaryota, Metazoa, Chordata, Aves, Passeriformes, Tyrannidae.
GGCGCUUCCGGCGGCGCAGGAAGGGGCGGUGCGCGCGGCCCCGGAAAAAUGACUUCUGAAAGCAGCUCCUUCGUGAAGGGCAUGGUGCUUGGAGGAGCCUUCUGCAUGUUGGUUACACUGCUGGGACACAUCAAGGUGGGGCACGGGACCAAAGCGCGAGACCACGAGCACCAUCACAUCCAGGCUCCCGACAAAGAGGAUGUCUUAAACCUUUCUGAGGGUGAACGUAUGGAGCUUAGUAAAAGUAUCCGUGUUUACUGUAUCAUCCUUGUCAAACCGAAAGAUCUGGGGCACUGGGCUGCAGCAAAGGAGACCUGGAGCAAGCACUGCGACAAGGCAGAGUUCUACAGCUCUGAAAAUGUCAAAGUGUUCGACUCUGUGGCCCUCAACACAAAAGACAUGUGGGUGAUGAUGAGAAAAGCUUACAAGAUGACGUAUGAACGUUACAAGGACGAAUUCAGCUGGUUCUUCCUUGCGUAUCCAACAACAUUUGCUAUUAUUGAAAAUCUCAAGUACUUCUUACUGAGAAAAGACCCCUCCCAGCCUUUUUACAUCGGCCACGCUGUGAAAUCUGGUGACCUCGAAUACGUGGAUGGCGAGGGAGGAAUCGUGCUAAGCAUCGAGUCACUGAGACGACUCUCCAGUGUUCUUGAAGACCCCAACAAGUGUCCGGAGCAGGGAGGUAUGAUUUGGAAGCUCGCCGAGGACAAGCAGCUGGCGAUCUGCCUGAAGUACACAGGGGUGUUCGCCGAGAACGCGGAGGAUUCGGAAGGCAAGGACGUCUUCAACACUAAAUCCGUGGGCACCCUCAUCAAGGAGGCCAUGGGAACCCACCCGCAGCAGGUGGUGGACGGCUGCUGCUCCGACAUGGCCAUCACCUUCAGCGGGCUGAGCCCCAACCACAUGCACGUGAUGAUGUACGGGGUGUACAGGCUGAGGCCCUACGGACACACUUACAGUGAUGCCCUCGUGUUCUUGCCCCCGGAGGGCUCGGACAAUGACUGAGGUGCCGCCAGGGCAGGGGUGCAGUCGGCUCAUCUCGUUGGUACUGACGCGUGCUGGUGCUGCUGUACAGGUUGUUUUUGCACACUGAGGUUUGGUAAAAGCUCUUGAUUUCAAAAGUGGAAGGAGAAAUUUUUUUCUAACUCUUUUAUACGGAAAAAAAACUUCUGGCUUUUGACAGAGCCGGAGUGAAAUGAUAAAAAGAUAUUGUUAAUGUUUA